GUGACAGUGAGGCGUGUUCGGUACGUAAGUGUUAACACGCGCAUAUAUCACUAGUUCGACGUGGUACACCUGUCUGGCCACGCCCACAGCGCCGCGGUCCCCGUGCCCCCCUACCGCCCCCUGUCUUUCGCUUCGCCAUCAUCAAGAUACCACUCCAUGUUGAGAUUCCGUCGGGGGCGGUGCACACUCGGGUAUCACUAAUAUACGUAUCGUGUUUCAGACAGUGUGUUGUGUGAGAAAAACUUUUUGGUGUUAUUUACUGUUUUGUUACCUCUAUUGUUUGCUGUGUCUAUGUGGCUCAGCGACCUGAAUGAUCUUGACAUCGACAACUCCACCUAUUAAAUUGUUAGCAUGGUGGUGGUGCUGAACGGCGUGCUCGCGGACGAGUGUCCGACGUCUGUGCGCGCGCUCCUUGCCAGCCAUCCCGGGUACAGAGAUGCGGCUGCGCAGCUGUUGGCCGCCGCGGCUAGAGUCGUACCACCACAGGGGCUGCUCUAUGUUGGUCAGCGAGAGCUAGCCGCUGUAGUACCCCAUGACAAAAACGUGAGCAUCAUUGGUUCAGACGACGCGACAUCAUGUAUUAUAGUAGUUGUCAGGCAUUCAGGGUCUGGAGCCGUCGCGUUAUCUCACCUCGACGGCUCGGGGACGGCGGAAGCGGCGGCCGCGAUGGUAGCGCGCGUUCAGCAACUAGCAGUCGGCUACCCUGAGGGUAGAUUAGAGUUACAACUGGUGGGCGGCUUCACUGAUCCACAUCGCUACUCGGACGAACUGUUCGCAAAUAUUAUGCUGUCGUUCCACCGGCUGAGCGUGGAGAUAGACCUGCUGCUGGCGUGCAGCUGCGAGCUGAACACGGCGCUGGGCGGCGGUGCGCCCGCGCCGCUGGUGACGGGCGCGGGCGUGGACGUGCGCUCCGGGGAGCUGUUCCCCGCCACCUUCCCCGACAAGGGGCCCGAGGUGCCGCUGCGGGGCGCGCGCAUGAUCACCGGCGGCCCGCACUCCGCGCAGGUGCUUGAUAUCUACGAUAACGCGGUGGGCAUGUUGCGCAUCGGGCCGUUCAACUACGACCCUUUACGCGGCGUCGAUCUGUGGCUCGAACAAUCCGAUGACUUUAUUCUGCAACAUUUGAGUACCACACCCGCUGUUGAACCGCCGCACUUCGUUCACAAUAUCCGCGUGACACUAAGGUUCAUCCAGCAGCAUCCGUUCCCGGCCGUGACCGUGUUCCCGGACAACCGCCCGCACUACUACCGCCGCGACGACCACUCCGGCUGCUGGACGCCCGUGCGGUUCUAGUGUAACUACAUUUUACC
This is a messenger RNA of Diatraea saccharalis (sugarcane borer), 1310 nucleotides long. Lineage: Eukaryota; Metazoa; Arthropoda; Insecta; Lepidoptera; Crambidae. The record is from the annotation of a GenBank genome assembly.